Molecule: messenger RNA, 1230 nt
Organism: Fusarium sp. VM40
Lineage: Eukaryota; Fungi; Ascomycota; Sordariomycetes; Hypocreales; Nectriaceae
Source: the annotation of a GenBank genome assembly
AUGGCCUCCAUCAAGUCUUACAAGAUAAACAUUUCUAGCUAUAGGCUAGAGCGCCUCAUGCAAAAGUUGGCUCUUGCCGAUUUCCCUGACCAGGAGGACGAACUAGAGAAUCACUCUUGGAUCAAAGGUCCACCCGUUGGUGAGAUCAAAAGGUUGGUAGAAGUAUGGAAAACUGUCUACAACUGGCGCGAUGUUGAAACUCUGCUUAAUCAGCUUCCUCAAUUCAUGACGUCUAUAAACAUCACUGGCUUUGAAGCACUCGACAUUCACUUUGUCCACAAGAAGAGUACUGAAGAAGAUGCAAUCCCCCUUCUAUUUCUCCAUGGUUGGCCAGGAAGCGUCUAUGAGGUUUCUAAGAUCAUUGAUCCACUGGUUCAAGGCGAUGACAACACCGGACCAAGCUUCCAUGUUGUGGCGCCAAGUUUGGUUGACUUCGGCUUCUCGUCCGCCAGCAAGGUGGGAUUCGGCCUUGAGCACCAUGCGGAGGUAUACGAUAAACUUAUGCAAGACCUUGGCUAUCACCAUUAUGUCAUUCAAGGCGGAGACGUCGGAGGUCUUAUCUCACGGUACAUGGCCAAGCUGUUUGGUCCGUCACGCUGCCUGGCGCAUCACACCAACACACCGUUACCAAGCCAGCCGACCGAAGAAACCCACCCGGAGCUACACGCGCAAUGCCUUUCAACACCACUCACUGAGGUUGAGCAGAAAGGACUUGUCCGAGCAGCAGGCUUCGACAAAGAAGGUAGCGGUUACUACAAGAUUCAAUCCACGAAACCAACGACAGUAGGCUAUUCUCUACGAGACAGUCCCGUCGGCCUCCUGGCCUGGAUUUAUGAGAAACUGCACGACUGGAGCGAUGACUACCCCUGGACCGAUGAGGAAAUCUUGACCUGGGUAAGUAUUUACUAUUUCUCCACGCCCGGCCCCGAUGCCUCUAGCAAGGUCUAUUACACGUUUGAGCACUGUGACCCACCAGCCUUUGCUGCAGCUGGGGCUUACGCGGAUGUACCACUGGGUAUCUCCAGAUUUUUGAACGACCUGGUUCUGCUUCCUAAGUCUUGGAACCGGACUCUUGGUCCAAUUGUUUACGAGGCUGAGCACGAGAAGGGAGGGCAUUUUGCUGCAUGGGAACGGCCCGGUGCGAUUAUUGGAGAUUUGAGACUUAUGUUUGGUGAAUCGGUAAUCGGCUCCAAGAUCCAGGAAAGUCUCCGACUUCGUUUUAAGGAAUAG